This is a messenger RNA of Hevea brasiliensis (rubber tree), 573 nucleotides long. Its product is annotated as zinc finger protein 10-like. The record is from RefSeq and is a predicted model, not a curated record. The transcript has a single exon. Lineage: Eukaryota; Viridiplantae; Streptophyta; Magnoliopsida; Malpighiales; Euphorbiaceae. Bases 1 to 573 code for a protein of 190 amino acids.
AUGGGAUCAGGGAAACAAGGAACCUCGGAGACUUCAAGCGAAGAAAAUGAUCGGCAAGAGCAAGUCCAAGAAGGUGCGACCAUUACCACCACUAGUAGUAUUAGCUCUAAACGGUCUUAUGAAUGCACUUUCUGCAAGAGAGGCUUCACCAAUGCUCAAGCCUUAGGGGGGCACAUGAAUAUACAUCGCAAAGAUCGAGCCAAGACCAAGCCAGUCACAGCAGGUUCUUCAAUUUCAGGCACAACAAAUGAGAAGUACAUGAACCCUAAUCAUAUGGGACCAAUUUCAUAUGAAACCAUGAACUACUAUCCGGUUUUGGAGGCUCAAAGGAAUUAUCCCAUGAAUUUUCAUCCAUCUGGGUCGUCUAUCCCUAGACUGACACACUGUUAUUACCAUGGAAAUGAUUUGCAUGUCCCACCAAGGCAUCAGUCUCUGAGCAUGAAUGAAGAACUUUGGGGUGCAAAUUUGAGCUUGCAAAUCGAUUCCAAUCAUUUAGAAGACAAAGAACUGAAUAGGGAAGUUUCAAAACAAGAUGAAGUGGAUUUGGAGCUUCGACUUGGUCAUGAUCGGUAA